AUGUUUUGUAAUGGAAAGAGAGACUGUUAUGAUGGAAGUGAUGAAGGAAAUUGUCCUUUCAACAUAACAUUAGUGCCUCAGCAUAUCGAUAAGUUUCCAAUGUCGUGUAAUUUGUCAACAGAUAUCAUUAACAUUUUAAACCAAAGCCAGUAUCAAAGCUUAAAUUUAUGCAUUGCUGAUUUUUUGAUGGGAGUAUAUUUGUAUAUUAUAGCAAUUAUGAAUUUAGUUUAUGCAGGGAACUAUGGCUUAAAUGACUAUGAGUGGCGACAUAGUGAUCUUUGUACGUUUGCCGGGAUUUUAGCGACAAUUUCCAGCGAGGCAUCUGUACUUUUUGUUUUAUUGAUAACUAUUGAUAGAGCCAUAUCUAUUAAACAUCCGUUUAUCCAAAGGGGGAGAGGUUUCACUCUUGGAUCAUCACUACUUUCUUGGGCUAUUGCUGUUUCUGUAUCUGUGUUACCAAUUUUGCCGAAAGAAAUAGCAUUAUUUGAGGGUUUUUAUGCGCAGUCUCCCAUCUGCAUAUCUCUACCAUUAUCAGUUCAUAGGCAAACUGGUUGGCAAUAUUCAAUGGUAAUUUUUGUUGGUUUAAACUUCAUGAUUUUCCUCGGUAUAACUGUUGGGCAAGUACUGAUUCUCGUAGAGGUCAUUAAAUCCAGCAGAAUGUGUAAUUCAACAAAUACGCAUCGACGAGAGAUUGCCUUAGCCAAGUCUGUUGUGGCUGUUGUUUUGACGGACCUUUUCUGUUGGAUACCCAUAGGAAUCAUUGGCAUGCUGACGUUUUAUGGCAUCGAUGUAUCACAAGAGGUUUAUGCCUGGAUAAUUGUGCUUGUUUUGCCUGUUAACUCUGCACUAAACCCGAUACUAUACACACUGUCGUCUAUUAUAAGAGACAGAAGACGAAGUAAGGUGUACUGA
Saccostrea echinata is the source of this 912-nucleotide messenger RNA. RefSeq names its product G-protein coupled receptor GRL101-like. Lineage: Eukaryota; Metazoa; Mollusca; Bivalvia; Ostreida; Ostreidae. Gene Ontology annotation, cellular component: membrane. Bases 1 to 912 code for a protein of 303 amino acids. Gene Ontology annotation, biological process: G protein-coupled receptor signaling pathway. The record is from RefSeq and is a predicted model, not a curated record. The transcript has 5 exons. Gene Ontology annotation, molecular function: protein binding; G protein-coupled receptor activity.